AAUUGGGGGAAUUUUUGGAAGCCAGAAACCUCUCUCUGUUUUCUCUUUCUUUCUCUCAAAACUGCGCUUUUUUCAAGUUUUUGUCUCUCUGCAAAUUUUGGGUUACAUUGAACAGAAUAGGUAGAUGGAUGCAUGAACACCUUAAGUGGUGUUAAGGUUUGUAUAUGUGUGCUACUCAUGAUUUCAAAUUUCAUAGCCCAAAACUGUUGCUUGGAUUCAGAUCGGGCUGCUUCCAAAAGUUUCUGAGUUUUGGGGGACUUUGAAGAUUGCCUCUGGUGCUUUUCAAGCUGAGCUUUGGUAUCGGUUAAUAUAUUUGGUUAUUUAGGCUUUGUGUAAUGACCUUUUCUUAUUGAAGUUUGGUGAAUGGGGAUACAGACAAUGGGUUCUCAAGGUGGGGCUGAUGGUAAUUGCAAACAGUCACAGUUCCAGCCUUUGACAAGACAAAACUCGAUUUACAGUCUCACGCUUGAUGAGGUACAAAAUCAGUUAGGUGACUUGGGGAAGCCACUCUGCAGCAUGAACCUUGAUGAACUUCUCAAAAGUGUAUGGAGUGCUGAGGCGAACCAGACCAUGGGUAUGGACAUUGAAGGUACUGCAAUGGUCAAUCAAGCUUCCCUGCAGCGUCAGGCUAGCCUGUCAUUAACUAGUGCAUUGAGCAAGAAGACAGUCGAUGAGGUUUGGAGAGAUAUUCAACAAAGUAAAGAUAAUGAGGAAAAGAGAUCACGAGAACGACAACCUACUUUGGGAGAGAUGACUUUGGAGGAUUUCUUGGUCAAAGCAGGAGUUGUUGCUGAAGCAUCAGACAAAAAAAAUGCUGGUGGUCCUCUUGUUGGCGUUGGUCCAAAUGUCGCAUCGCAGUUUCCACAAGGUCAGUGGCUGCAGUACCCACAACCACAAUAUCAGCAUCCACAGCAAAGUAUGAUGGGGGUAUAUAUGCCAAAUCAGCCUAUACCACCUCCAAUGCAUGUAGGGGCUGGUGCUGUAAUGGAUGUGCCUUACCCUGAUAACCAGCUUGCAAUGCCUUCACCAUUAAUGGGUGCAUUAUCAGAUACACAGACACCUGGGAGGAAAAGGGGCAACCCAGAGGACAUAGUUGAGAAGACUGUUGAGAGGAGGCAGAAGAGAAUGAUAAAGAACCGGGAAUCUGCUGCUCGUUCACGUGCAAGGAAGCAGGCUUAUACAAAUGAACUGGAGAACAAAGUUUCACGUCUGGAAGAGGAAAAUGAAAGACUAAGGAAGCAAAAGGAGCUAGAGAAGGUGUUGCCUAGUGCACCACCUCCUGAGCCAAAGUAUCAGCUUCGCAGAACAACAUCAGCUCCAUUCUGACUUGUAUCUAUGUGCAUCUGUUGCUUGUGCUUUGGUUAUAUAUCUCUGUCAUGAGGUUUUUCUCUCUUUGUUUUUUUUUUGUUUUGGUGACAAGUUGCAUUAGAAAUUUUCAUGGGAACCUUUGUACUCUCACUAUUUUCUCUAAGACAUGUCUAGAAAGUUUUAGUGUCCGGUUUUCAAAAAUGUUCAGUUUAUGGUCUGUUUCUGCCUGCUGCAACUCAUGGCUGUUGAAUUAUACUUGCCCUGUUCUCAAGGUA
Messenger RNA from Rosa chinensis, 1583 nucleotides. RefSeq names its product ABSCISIC ACID-INSENSITIVE 5-like protein 2. The record is from RefSeq and is a predicted model, not a curated record. Gene Ontology annotation, molecular function: DNA-binding transcription factor activity. The transcript has 4 exons. Bases 364 to 1326 code for a protein of 320 amino acids. Gene Ontology annotation, biological process: positive regulation of DNA-templated transcription. Lineage: Eukaryota; Viridiplantae; Streptophyta; Magnoliopsida; Rosales; Rosaceae. Gene Ontology annotation, cellular component: nucleus.